AGGUUUACUAGUAGCUUCCAUCUGUAUACUCCUUCAUUCUGAACUCCCUCGGUGAGCCCAAGGCUUAAUCAACACCUCCAAAAUGUCCUAUGAACAGGAUAAGGACAUUGACGAACUUAUGGACGACUUGGAGUCAGAAGAUCCUAAUGUGUUUCGCAUUCACGACCAACUUUCUCCACCUUCAGCCAAAAGUUAUUCAACGAAAGACUUGCAUGUUCUCGUCCAUCAAAGUGUAAUUAACCUCAACCCUUCAUAUCAAAGAGACAUUGUGUGGCCGGAAUCCAAACAGAUUGGACUCAUUGAUUCUAUCUUUCGCAACUUCUACAUCCCUCCCCUUGUAUUUGCUGUCCACAUAGAUGAUGACGGAGAAGAGGUCAGAACAUGUGUGGAUGGCAAGCAGCGGUUGACAUCAAUACAGAAAUUCCUUGACGGGCAAAUACCUCACCGCGACUUUAAAACCAAGAAAAAUUUCUGGUAUACUCUUGGCAGGGUAGGCAAAGCAACACAGACGGAAAUUCCAGAGCCUUGGAAGCAUGUGUUUUGUAAUAAGCAGAUUACGUGUGUGGAAUACCAUGGACUGCCACCUGGAACUGAGCGAGAUAUAUUCCAAAGGGUUCAAUUAGGGAUGUCCCUUACUGCUGCCGAAAAACUACAGGCCAUCGCUUCGCCUUGGGCUGAGUGGAUAGCUGCUCUCGAUGGUCGACAUGUUGAUGGUGACGAUGGCCUAGCAUCAGUUUUAACGUGGGAUAUCAAACGUGGUCGGGAUUUCCAAUGCAUCGCGCAGUUUGUUUAUUGCUGCGACGGUCUUCCGGACCAUCUCUUACCAACAGCUCAAAAGCUAGAGAAAUGGCUUGUUCGUGUUGAUAGUCCUCCACAUACCUUCAAGCAACAAAUCAGUGAUGUGUUAUCCGAGUUUUGGCAUAUAGCGAAAACGCCUGCGUUAAACGCUGCUUUCGUCAAGGUCGACAAACGCGUCGCUCCGGUGGAGUUUGUUUUCAUUGGUGUUUUGCUCUAUGUAAUGCGAAAUCAUACUCAUGAAGAUCGGGCAAAAGCGUUACUCCACAUGCGCUUGCAUGUCAGAGAUCAAUUCCGGGAUAUUCGCAACAACACCGUAACGGGGAAGGUUUUGUGGGACUAUAUCACCUCUGUCACAGCACCUGGAGGGCUAAAAGAGUUGGGUGGUAUUGGUUCUGAAGGGUCUAGUAGCACGAAGAAGGGAAGGAAACGCAAGAAUGAGGACGACGUGUAUGACGCAGAUGAAGACUAUCGGCCGAGUCCAAUAAGAAGUUUCGGUCCGCCUACGAAGACGCGCUCAAGGGCAAAAAAGUAAAAUAUAGCAUGUGCGAUACAGCAGUCGGGUGUAGUUUAUGAUAAACAUUGUUCAAUAUUUAUGUUCCUCAAUAGUUCCUUGUUCAUGUAUAGUUCAUACUUGUGUCGUGCUAGCCGUUGUAACUCGUGCGCGCUGUGUACCAUAUUCCUUGCGGAUCUGUUAUUGCUCUUCCGAAUUUGAGUAACAGCUUGUCUCUUUCUUUCGAGUUGACAGCGAUGUCGGAGAGGAAGGGGGUUAUUUCGUCGCUUUUCCAACGCGGUCGUGUGAGGAACAAAUCAGCAAACCGGGCAGUGGGAUCGACAGGUAGAGCAGACG
This is a messenger RNA of Serpula lacrymans var. lacrymans S7.9, 1645 nucleotides long. RefSeq lists its product as uncharacterized. The transcript has 8 exons. Bases 83 to 1330 code for a protein of 415 amino acids. The record is from RefSeq and is a predicted model, not a curated record. Lineage: Eukaryota; Fungi; Basidiomycota; Agaricomycetes; Boletales; Serpulaceae.